AUGCAUCCAGCACUGACAGCCUUCUUCAUGUUGCUCUUUGCCCUAUUGUGUCUCCUGGGGAUCCUGGCAAAUGGCUUCAUUGUGUUGGCACUGGGCAGGGAGUGGCUGCGCUAUGGUAGACUGCUUCCCUUGGACAUGAUCCUCAUGAGCCUGGGUGCUUCCCGCUUCUGCCUGCAGUGGGUUGGGUUGGUGCACAACUUCUACUACUUUGUCCACAUGGUCGAGGACUUCAGGGGUCUCUCCCAACAGCUCUUUGCUCUCCAUUGGCACUUCCUGAACUCAGCUACCUUCUGGUUUGGUACCUGGCUCAGCGUCCUGUUCUGCAUGAAGAUUGCUAACAUCACCCACCGCACCUUCCUCUGGCUGAAGUGGAGGCUCCCAGGGUCAGUGCCGUGGCUCCUGCUGGGCUCUGUUCUGUUCUCGUUCAUUGUAUCUCUGCUCUCCAUUUGGGGAAAGCACUCUAUGUAUCGAAGGUUUUUAAUUAGAAAAGUUUCUUGUAACAUGACCUAUAAGGAAUGGAGCAGAAGGAUGGAAAUUUACUAUUUUCUACCUCUGAAACUUGUCACCUUGUCAAUCCCUUGCUCUGUCUUUCUGGUGUCAAUUGCACUGUUGAUUAAUUCUCUGAGGAGACAUAUCUGUAGAAUGCGGCACAAUGGACACAGCCUGCAGGAGCCCAACACCCAGGCUCACACCAGAGCUCUGAAGUCCCUUAUCUCCUUCCUCUUUCUUUAUAUUCUGUCCUUUGUGUCCCUGAUCAUCUAUGCAGUAGAUAUUUUCUCAUCAAAGAGUGAGUGGUUCUGGCCUUGGCAAAUUAUAUUCUACCUGUGCAUAUCUGUCCAUCCUUUCAUCCUCAUCUUCAGCAACCUCAAACUUCGAGAUGGGUUUAGGCAGCUAUUGCUGUUGACCAGGGCCUUCUGGGUGGCCUAA
This is a messenger RNA of Carlito syrichta (Philippine tarsier), 927 nucleotides long. RefSeq names its product taste receptor type 2 member 41-like. Lineage: Eukaryota; Metazoa; Chordata; Mammalia; Primates; Tarsiidae. Gene Ontology annotation, cellular component: membrane. The coding region runs from base 1 to 927 and encodes 308 amino acids. Gene Ontology annotation, biological process: G protein-coupled receptor signaling pathway; detection of chemical stimulus involved in sensory perception of bitter taste; sensory perception of taste. Gene Ontology annotation, molecular function: G protein-coupled receptor activity. The transcript has a single exon. The record is from RefSeq and is a predicted model, not a curated record.